AUGCCUCCAAAAAAGCCCACAACCCUCAAAGAACCUGUUGCUGCACCUACCAACAUUACAAUGGUGCGUGCUAGCAAGAGAAAGGCUGCUGAAGAGCCUAGAAUAGCCGCAGUGCCACCACCUGCCUCCAAAAGACGCGGGAGGUCGAAGAAUACUGCUGAAGUACCGAUAGAGGGUGAGGCCAUUGCAGAUGAGCCACCGAUAGCUGCUAUUGCAAGGAUGCCAAGAGUAGAUGCAGUUCGGCGCAGCCCACGGCCUCAGCGUGCAGGCCGGAAUAUAGAUCCAACAGGAAAGCAGGCAAAGGCUGAGAAGGCAGCAGUAAAGCGAGCCCAGAAGCUUGAGAAGGCUAAUCAACGACAACUUCAGAAAGAGAAAGCUGAAGCAGCACAGGAUGAACUUGUGGCGAUGGAGGUGGAUGAGUCCUUCACUCAGACAGCUGAGCGCGCCCACCGUGUUCGCCGCAUAUCGGAUAUGGUUCGCCCUGCCCAAAUUGAGAGUGAUGGAGGCGAGUUUGCUGGUUUGACAGAGAUGGUGUUUAGCGACGACUCGGAUUCGUCACCUGAAGACGAUGAAUCUACCAAUGCUAAGACAAGAAUCCCCACAAAUGUCAAGAAACCUGCCAUUCGAGCGCAAGUUGCAGCACGGAAGCCAAGUGCAAAGAAGAGAGGGACUGGCAAAGUAGCUCAACCGGUUGCAUCCGGCCUGAAUGCAGCCUGGUUGGCCAACUUGGGAAAUAAUUUACCACAAGUGUCACCCAAUCGAGUUGUUACUGCAAUUGAUGAUGAAGCGGCCGACUCAACGAGGCCUGAUUUUCCACCGUCUCCAUUGAAGUUCAAUCGAAAUGCUGCCAAUGCCACGAUUGCCAAAGCAUCGCAGCGUAAUCUGCAAAGAACCAACACACUUGUCUCGGUGCCUAUGAAUGUCACAAUGGACCCUCCAACGGAACGCAAACCAAAUACCCGGAACGUUGUCAAGCCAGCUUCGCAGCACAAGGUGACUGCCAACCCUCAACCGAGAACACAUACUAGUAGAACAGGUAUCAAGCAUGCAUCGGCAUCGGUGACAUCAGAUCGUGCAGCAAAAAAGGAGACGGCGGGUACUGGCGCUGACAGCAUUUUCGCAAUGCCCAAGGGAACCUUGUUGGUCUCUGCACUGCCGUCGAUUAUCUCAUUCUUCCGAGAGCGCUACUUUUCAACCAUCUAUAGUGGGCUAUAUGCCUCAUCCAAACCAUUUGACGACUUUAUGAAGGGUUCACCCGCAUUCCUUGAACUGUCACGCACCGCGUUCAAGACGAUAUGGCCAGAUGUUCAUUAUGAACUUGAACCAGAUGACACUCUCUACCUUAUACAGUGGGGACCUGAUAGCAUCAUUGCAUGGGUCUCGUACUUCUGCAAAACAUAUGGGAGCCCAAUCUUCUACGAAAAACCAGUUCCGAGGGAUGGUUCAUGGAAUCCAAAGGAUCCCAAUUACGAGCCACCUUCUGGGUUUUUACGAUCCCCCGCCAUGAUUGAGUUGGGCCGCCGUUUCCUCCGAGAUCGUGACACAGCGGCACUUGACUUCGGUCCCCCUCGUGGCCUAUUUGUGUUGCUACUCACAUCGUUUGAGAAGGCCGUUCGCUCCCAUAAAACGGGCCAAUACGUGGGCACUGACUUUAACGAGAAGACAUGCGGCCUCUGGGUCAAACAAUACAAUAAAAACUUCGAUUCGAAGUCGGAUGAAUGGUGGGAUAGAGUUUUGGCCCCGUAUUGCGACACCUCCGAUGUUGAAGAAGAUGUUGAAAUGUCAAUGCUUGAUGAAGGCCGUGCAAUGUUGCCAAUGUCUCCUUAG
Pleurotus ostreatus (oyster mushroom) is the source of this 1827-nucleotide messenger RNA. RefSeq lists its product as uncharacterized. The transcript has 8 exons. The record is from RefSeq and is a predicted model, not a curated record. Bases 1 to 1827 code for a protein of 608 amino acids. NCBI's taxonomy places the organism in Eukaryota, Fungi, Basidiomycota, Agaricomycetes, Agaricales, Pleurotaceae.